AUGCCAUACGAGCCCGGAGUAGAUGAGGGCCAACUUAUCGCGACCAUCGGCCCCCGGUCAUUCCUUUUCUUCAUCGUUGCUGAUGUAGGCGCGCCGGGAUCUAAAGGCGGUCACCGUCCUCUCGCCAUCACCUACCGGCAAGGCCGGGGCCAUGGUCCCGGACGAACAAUGGAGAAUGGGUGGCAGCGAGUCCGUCAGGUUAUUCAGGACUGUGCCCGCGCCGUCGAUAUCUUGACAAUGCCUGGCAACCGUGCCGCCAUCGAGGCGGAGCUGUCCAUGGCCGUAGCCGAGUACCGCGACGGAGACAAUUCGGAGCCGCAACGCGUACAAGUCCCUGAUUUGCCACAACCUAGUUUGGACAACCAUGCGCCAUGGGGUGGCCACCCUAAAGUUUUUGAGCAACCGGAGCAGCUGGAGUCGCCGCCAUGGGUGGAUUCAAGCGCCAUCCGCGAAUUCCCGUUCAUUUCGUUAUGCCUGCGUCUGGCCUUGAACAAUGAGGAGGACGACUCCAGAGCUCGUUUCGACCAUGUCCAAGAGCGACCGCUCGCCACUAUCUUUCCUGGGAAUGUGCUCGAGUACGGCGCCGUCGUCAUCGACAUCUCCGAUUUGGAUGCCGUGCGGUAUGGCAUCUUCGGCUCAAGAAUCAGGUACGUUGGGGCUAAAGGGUGUAGUUUCGGCGGAACCUGGGGCUGGGAUUCCGUGGAGAGCGACUACAGCGGCCCUCCGCCGGUGCUUCACCUGGAGACAGCUCGCGCAAGAACGCCGCUCUCAGCAGGCGCAUACAUGACCAAGUUUGGUCUCCACGAAACGUCGGACGACCUAGAGCGGCUGAGAAAAUACGGCAUCGUCGAACGCCGGGCUCUUAACUAUAUCUGGCCGCCUUUAAGAAAGAGUGGCGGCAGCAGUACCCCCGCUCUCCCUAUUGACGAGCAUGAUGCCGCUGUCGAGGUAGUCUCCAGCCUUCUUGAUUCUGGGACGUUCGAUUUAGAAGCCCACCGCGAGUCCAUUAUUCUACCUGAAUUACAGAGUAGUCUACGAAAGCACCUUAUCAAGAAUUUCGACAAACUGAAGCCUUCCGGCGCGUCAGCGCAGCUCCUCCGGCUUGCUUACGCCGGAUGCUGUCACCUGAAUUGGGCGGCCUACCGACAUUUAUCAUACGAGCAUACUGCUGCCAUUCUCGUCUCGGAGGAAUUUCGCAACGCGCAAGCGCUUAGCAUCUGUAUCGAUGGUAUGGAUGGCCGUCCCACUUCGCUGUUUGAGGCCCUAGCCCAGCACGAGACAAUCCGCGACAUUUGUUUUCUCCAGGGCCCCUCUCGCGCCAACGACGACAAGUCAUCAGACCUAUUCUCGCAAAUAUGCAUGUCACCGUUCGCCUCGAUUCUCCUCAAAUCCAAGAAAACCUUUGUUACUUGCGACUUCUCCGCACCACUUCGACGUGCUGACUGGCCCCGAGACCCGAGCACACGCACACCACUGGACUCUCCUGCCCUGCGUAGCGCACUACCGGUGCAGCCCAUGUUCGUCCGGCAGCAGUCCAUACCCGAACAAGCAGUAGACGACCAAGACGAUAUGGAUCUGUGA
This is a messenger RNA of Colletotrichum truncatum, 1581 nucleotides long. RefSeq lists its product as uncharacterized. The record is from RefSeq and is a predicted model, not a curated record. Lineage: Eukaryota; Fungi; Ascomycota; Sordariomycetes; Glomerellales; Glomerellaceae.